AUGAUGUCUAACCGGCAACUCGCGAAAGAUCUCCAACUUGAGUUCCAGGCGAGGUUUAACGCAAAACAAGCCCGCCGCGAGGCCCUCAAGGCCCAGAAGCAGGAUAAUGAACUGAAGAAGCAGAUCCAAAAUCUCCUCAAAAAAGGUGAAACCGCGCAAGCCGCCCAGAAAGCCCGCAUGCUUCUCGCCAAACAAGCCAUCGCCGCGCAAAUGGACCAAGCCGCCGACAUGGCCGAGCUGUCCCUCGCCCAGAUCCAAGCCAACAACGCGAUGAACCGCAUGACGGCCAUGAUGCAAGCCUCCAGCCGCACCAUGGCGCGUGCACAGGCGGCCGCCAACCCGGAGCGCACGCUUCUCACGUUGGAGCAGUUCCGCGCGCAGAACGAAGAGUACGCCAUGAGCAGCGGGAUCUACCAAGACGCGUUGACGCAGAGUACCAGUGUGCAGGUCAGCGAUGAUGCAGUGCAGGAGUUGUUGGGGAAGUUGGCGGAUGACGCGGGGCUGCAGUUGGGCGCCGAGUUGAAUGCGGCUAGCGCGAGUAAGGUCGAUCCGGCGAGCAUGCAGAAGGAGGAGCCGAGCCAGGAGGUGGAGGAUGCCCUGCAGCAGCGGUUGAGGGCUCUUAGGGCGUGA
Molecule: messenger RNA, 630 nt
Organism: Thermochaetoides thermophila DSM 1495
Lineage: Eukaryota; Fungi; Ascomycota; Sordariomycetes; Sordariales; Chaetomiaceae
Exons: 3
Coding region: 1-630 (209 amino acids)
Biological process (GO): late endosome to vacuole transport; endosome transport via multivesicular body sorting pathway; protein transport
Cellular component (GO): ESCRT III complex; multivesicular body
Source: RefSeq, a predicted model, not a curated record